UAAUGCGCUUUCAGACCCCGGAAAUAGAAGAACAAAUUCAGUGGCGGGACGUUUAGUUGUUGCGUUCGGAACUUUGUCAAAUAAAUUUGAUCGGAUGUGACACACAGUUAGUGGAAAAAUGUGCGAGAAAAGCAAAAUCGUGAGCCAGUGGCUCAAGAAGGUGUUCGGGCAGCAGCCGGUGCCGGAGUUUGAAGUGAACACGCGCACAGUGGAGAUUCUGUACGAGCUGGCGGAGAGCAGUGAGAUGAGAUGCAGAGAGGCAGAGAUGCUCAUCGAGGACCACAAGCAGAAAACAGAAGAGUACAGCAGCGAUGGAGCUCAUCUCCAAGAAGUGCUUCUCCAGGCAGUGGGACUUCAGGCGGGAGGAUUUUCCAAACCCACAGUGGACCUGCUGUCGGCGCUGGAGGAAACUGCUGAAGUGCUCAAACUCAGAGACACAUCACUUGGGAGCUAUAUGCCUGCAAUCAAUAAACUGACCAAUGACGUGCUGGAGGCAGAGAAAACUGACCGGAGGUUGCAGCGGGAACUUUCUGCUGUUAGGAAGAAAAUGACUGCAACGGUUGUUCUUCGGAAGAAACUUGAGGAUGAUCUGAUGAAGAUCACACAUAUACAGCAGGUGGAAGCAGCUACAGCAGAGGAGAGGCUUCUGAACAUGGACUUCAUGAAGAAUAAAUCCAGAGAUCUCACUUGCAGGAAUAAGAUUGCACAGGAAAAGCUGGAUUCACGGCAGAUGGAGGAUUCUUUUACCCAUCAGGCCACCCUGCAGUUAUCAGAGAAAAUCACAGCUCUAAAAGAGGAAACACUACCUUUGAAGAAGAAACUAGAGCCGUAUAGUGACUUGAGCCCUAGUCCAGCACUUGCACGGGUGAAAAUCGAGGAAGCCAAACGAGAGCUGGCUGCCCUGGAUGCCCAGCUGGAGCAGAAAGUGGACUUCAUGAACACUUUAUCUCGAUAAUUAACAAAAAAUAUAUUUAGAAAAUAAACAAUAAAAUAAAAGCGUGUUGAUAAUUGUAAUAG
This is a messenger RNA of Sinocyclocheilus anshuiensis, 1017 nucleotides long. It is a transcript of the gene haus1, whose product is annotated as HAUS augmin-like complex, subunit 1. Lineage: Eukaryota; Metazoa; Chordata; Actinopteri; Cypriniformes; Cyprinidae. Gene Ontology annotation, biological process: spindle assembly; centrosome cycle. The record is from RefSeq and is a predicted model, not a curated record. The transcript has 9 exons. Gene Ontology annotation, cellular component: cytosol; HAUS complex. The coding region runs from base 119 to 955 and encodes 278 amino acids.